This is a messenger RNA of Penicillium taxi, 1752 nucleotides long. RefSeq lists its product as uncharacterized. Lineage: Eukaryota; Fungi; Ascomycota; Eurotiomycetes; Eurotiales; Aspergillaceae. The transcript has 2 exons. Bases 1 to 1752 code for a protein of 583 amino acids. Gene Ontology annotation, biological process: mitochondria-nucleus signaling pathway; regulation of nitrogen utilization; negative regulation of transcription by RNA polymerase II. The record is from RefSeq and is a predicted model, not a curated record. Gene Ontology annotation, cellular component: cytoplasm.
AUGCCUUUAACAACCCCAGUUCUGACCGUGGAUGCGGAUAAUAUCCAUAAGGUGGACACUGCAAAUGCCCAGAGUCUUCAUAGCAUGUGGAUGGGUAAGCUUGACCAAAAUAAAGCGGUCAAUGUCUCAUUAACUGACAAUGAUGAACUAGUGUUCUCGAAAUGUGCCGACUACAUGGACCAAGGCCGUCGACUAGAAAACCUGAGCUGGCGUCUGUGGACUCGCGAAACCUUCUGUGUCGAACAUAAGAACCUCGAGCACACUACUUCCGUCCUAAAAAAGAUGCGAUCUGACUCGGGUGACCUACCGGAGCUUUCAGCUAGUGUCGAGUCGGCCGCAUCCGACCAGGCUGAACGCAUUGAAGCCCAUAUAAAGCGUCCUAAGUUCUCUGAUUACCGACCCGCUGUGGUUCGAGAAGACUCGCUGGCCAGUCUGGGUCGGGGUAAGGAGAAGCAUAUCACAUCAUUGGAUCUGGAGCGCAUGGUUGUUAACAUCAAGGAGCGAAAGAGCCUCGAGCCUCUGGCUCCCAUGGUUGAGACACCCGCUCCAAUUGUUGAUAUUACUCCCCAGACUCUGACGCCCACUCCCACCCCUCCGGGAUUUUCUACUACCCGACAGCUUCCAAUUUUGUCUCGGCCGACGCCGCGUCCACGCGAGUCUACUGAGUCUUGCUCCACCACUGCUCCUGAAGGUAAUGAGAGUGAUACCGCCCAUGCUACCACAUCCGACACCAGCGUUUCAUCGUCUGGCGUCCUACCGUCUCGCGAAUUGGUUAAGUCACCCAGCGUCAUUCGUGGGUUCUCGCCGUCCCUCAUCUCUUCUUCCUUCCGAUCGCAAGGUAGACUAGCUCCCGAGCCAAGCCCUACGCACGCAACUACGCAGUUGGUGAAACCCUCGCCGUUCAAUAAGAAGGGUGGCAUGUUUACAUUGGGUGGAUCAUCCGGAGAUGAUGAUGAGAGUUCGUUCGAGGACCGCAUGGUUCCUAGGCCGUCACUCCGGAGUAGUAUGACGGGCAGUGGAUUGCGUCCAAACACUAGCCAUCCCGCGACUCCGUCAAAGAAGGUUGCCUCAUUUAGCGAUGAAGUCCGCUCUCAUGUUAUUCGGCCAACACAUGCCGAUGAAGAUGCUAUUGAGACGGACGAUGAAAUCUCCGAGAGUGCCAUCGAGGAUGACGAAGACUCUGAUUGGGAGGACUCCGUGACAGAGAGCGGCAAGUCUAGUGUGGAUGACCGACCGGAACUUUUCCAGCGGGUGGAUUCUCGACCUAACUUGGUGUCGCGGCGUCCUGCACUUCAACGAACUCGCUUGACAUCUCCCAACGGCCCUUCCAUCCCCACCUCGCCCCGGGAUAACGAAGAUGAAAGUCUUACCAUGCGUGGUCCUGACGUCCCCCGGUCUAAGCCCAUCGUUAUGAACCCGCCUCCACCCCAAUCCGUUGCUCACUCGCCACGCACUACUCGCCGCAACAUGCUUGCGACCGAGUUGACCGAGUCACUCCGCCGACACCUCCUCUGGGAACGACAGCAAAAGAGUGCGACCGCCAAUGCUUUCCUGAAGCGACGCCAUACCACCCACGAUAUGAAGAACCUCCAAGAGUACCCCGACCCGAAUGGACCUCACGCAGGACCAUCGGAAGCUGUCGAGGAGGACGCCGACGAUGAAAUUCAGGAUGCGGACCCUUCCAAGAACGGCUCGUGGACCAACUACACAACAGACUACGGCCCGUGGGAGUACCACGUCAAGGGGUGGUAG